AUGGCCCGAUUCUUUGCGAUCGACGUGCCGCUCGAGGUCCUGGAGCUCAUCGUUCGCCUGCUCGACCCCAUCUCCGUGAUCGCGCUGUCCCAGGCUUCCAGUGCAUGGCGCGCGCUGAUCCGCCCGAUGCGCCAUGAUUUCGAGCGGCGCCUGCUGGCGCUGGAGCUGACGCCCGAGCACGGAGGCAUCGUGCCGCUGUUCCACGAACGCGACUCCUCGCUCACCCCGCCGUGGGACAGCGACGAGUGGCGGACCAACAAGUACGCCUGCUGCGGGUGCAUGAAGCUGCGUACCCACUUGAUGUUCGACAACCACGCCAUCCUCCGCCGGCCGUACCGCAAACCGCCGCCGGGGAGCGUCGAGGCCGAGAGAGUCGCCGUCACCGACUGGGAGCCCCUCGAGCCGGCCGCCAGGUGGAGGCGCAUCCAGCAACAGGUGACUGAGGACCGGGAGGCGCGGCGGAUAUGGGCCCAGGCCCGCGCCAGGCAGCGCGAAUUGGCGGGUCCGCCCGCACAUCCCUUCGCGCCCUUGCCCCCGGAACCGGAGACUACUUACGACGACGUCGAACGGCGUUUGGCUGGCGUGUCGCGUCAGAACCGCCGGUGCAUCGAGUGCAAGCGUCGGCGCGGCCAUUUCUCUGGGAAACCGAACGGCGUUGUGCGCGGACCUGGAAUCAGCGAGGUCCCCGUCGUCAUCAGCCGCCAGCUCCGCUUCGAGGCCCUCUGGGAGAGACACUUCCCGGGUCUGUUCCCGCUGUUGCCACCAGAAAUGCGCCCUAGGAAUUGGCCCGUCCUCAGGCGCAUGGAGCAUGGCUUUCUCUCGAGCUUGUACCUCAUCCGCUGCCCGUCUUGUACGACGUGGCUGGAGCACAGCGCCUUCCGAGAGUGGGAUAUGUAUAGAUACGGUAUUUGGUUUCCCCAACGACCCGUGAACCCUCUCCUUUGCAAUCACUGCCACCUCAAGACCCACCGCGAUCCAUCCUUGCUUGCUGGGCAGCUCGCGGCCGCCGCUCUCGACAUGCUGCGUAGCGAUCGCCGCUGGGCUCUCUUUCGUCUGGGCUUCGGCUGGAAGUUUAUCUACAGAGACUUCAACGACAACAACGCCUUGCUCGGUAGAUGGAAGGUCGUCGAACCGGAAAUCCUGGCCGGACUCAGGUGGCGAAACCCACGUGAACACGACCCGGAGAUCGAGGAGGCAGACUUUGAUCACCUCCGCCGCCGUCUGCACCGGUACAGGGAGCUCAUCUACAACGAGGUUGACCCAGACACAAGAGAGGCAGCCUUGCAAAAUUGGUUCCGGCUCUGGGUCGAGGAUUAUGAUCUCUAUGAGGGCAUGUACCAUUGGCUCAGCCAGCAGAUUGCCAGGAUCGAGAGCGAUCCGCAUCUCGUCCUCAACUACGUGUUGGAGCGUAAUCCGUACCGCAUCUGA
This is a messenger RNA of Thermothielavioides terrestris NRRL 8126, 1428 nucleotides long. RefSeq lists its product as uncharacterized. Bases 1 to 1428 code for a protein of 475 amino acids. Lineage: Eukaryota; Fungi; Ascomycota; Sordariomycetes; Sordariales; Chaetomiaceae. Gene Ontology annotation, molecular function: protein binding. The record is from RefSeq and is a predicted model, not a curated record. The transcript has a single exon.